AUGGUCGGCACACCAGUUCAAAUUCGAAUGACCUUCGUUCUUCUAGUUGGGAUCAGGGGUAUGGUGCGCAAUCCGUUCUACGAUUCAGCUGGCACUCAACGCUUUUUUGGAUACGCUUCUCGCUAUACGUUCAAGCGAAAACCUGUGUUAUCGAAUGUCUCGUGUUAUCGCAUCAUCAAGGUACUUCCUAACGUACCAUUUUUCUCGGAUUUCGCGCUCAACCGCGGCCCACUACGGAUGCGGGUUCCUCACCAUUUGAUUUACCAUCAGAAAGGUCGGAGCUUCUGCACCUGA
Laccaria bicolor S238N-H82 is the source of this 294-nucleotide messenger RNA. RefSeq lists its product as uncharacterized. The transcript is spliced from 2 exons. Bases 1 to 294 code for a protein of 97 amino acids. NCBI's taxonomy places the organism in Eukaryota, Fungi, Basidiomycota, Agaricomycetes, Agaricales, Hydnangiaceae. The record is from RefSeq and is a predicted model, not a curated record.